This is a messenger RNA of Notodromas monacha, 579 nucleotides long. The record is from the annotation of a GenBank genome assembly. NCBI's taxonomy places the organism in Eukaryota, Metazoa, Arthropoda, Ostracoda, Podocopida, Cyprididae.
AGAAGCAAUUUCAAGAUGUUCAGAAUGCUUGGGAUGUAUUCUGUAGUGUUCUUCUUGCUGGUGCUGCAAAUUCGAGGCGAUAUCAGACAGGAAGCACUGCAAAACAACUCCAUGUUUGGCGGAGACAUGGCUGGAGGAAUCAGUGUCCCUGAAAUCACCAACAGUGCAGAUGGACCUGUCAUGGCUUUUGUGCCCAACACCAAUUAUAAGCUCUGGACCGGGGGUGUCUUGUACUACGAGUACGACGCAACUGCCACCAGAAAUGAUCAAGUGCUGUCUGCUGCGAUCCAGGAGAUCCACGACAAGACGUGCCUCAGGGUUUAUCCCAGGAAUGGACAAGCAAGCAUCACCAGUUACGUCAGAAUCACCACUACGGAGCCUGGGUGCUGGUCCUACGUCGGCAUGAAGACCACUGGAUCCCAGCAGUUGAACCUGUCUGUUUCAGGGUGCUGGUACGUGGGAACAGUCAUUCACGAGCUUCUGCAUGCCUUUGGCUUCAACCACGAACACCAACGUUAUGACAGAAACACAUAUGUCACCAUCCAGGAAGCCAACGUUGAAGCUGGUGCGUUGUCCUAA